AUGGAUGGCUCAAAGACCGUUGAAGCUCCACACAGGAACGCCAACCAAUCUCCCAUAGAACAGCGAACAUCCCCUUUCCAAGAAAGGCAAAGCAAAACAUCACCUACUAUGAUACGCAAAACGAGUCUGAAGAGUCUUCGUACUCACAACACCGUACCACUAGCGUUAGUUCUCUAUCCUUUCAUACUACUGGCAUUGAUUCCGGCUGUGUUUACCACACACAUUUAUUGCCAAAACGGUACGGUCAUAGUCACUCCACCGUCACAGUUCCUAUACUCUGUGCUUCAACAAGGCAUGUCGGAACAGAACAACGAACCAAACAUCUACCUUUGCACUUCCACCAUCCGCACACGAAGAGAAAGUGAAGGCCUUUUGUGCCGACAAAACCCUUUUACGACAUCUCUAUUGGGGAACCCCCACUGUUGGCCUGAAGGUGCCAUCCUAACCGCUAUAUCUCUUGCCGCAGUUAUAGUAUUACUGGCGCUUCUCCUUGGCAUACUGAUCAGGAACAAAUGGUCCCAACUAAGACAAUCUAUAAGCCACCAUCAGCCCACCCUAAGAACGCAGGAAGACAAAGGAACACCAUUCACCCUAAGACACCUGAAACCGUCAACCUUUGUCACAGGAGCGCUAGUAGUGCUGACUAUCUGCACCGCGCAAAUCAAUUCUUGCCAACACUUUCACGCUCAUUAUAACGCCGAGCUCAUAUGUGACGACUCGAACAAAUGUACCGUCGAGUAUGAACAAGAGCUGUUCUUCAAUAAACUUCAUCGGAAAGUCUGCAUCAUGCUUCGGUAUCACAAUAACACAGUGGGCAAUCUCAAACUCACUCUCCAACGGACGCGUCGAAUCUGCAACAAAGAAACGUUGUUCUUCACUCGAAACACAGCUGCGAAGGUGUAUUACGAGAGACGGUGCCCAUUUAUGGCAUUGAAGAUAAAUGCAGGACUCUGCAGCCAAACGACAGCAUCUUAG
Molecule: messenger RNA, 975 nt
Organism: Cooperia oncophora
Lineage: Eukaryota; Metazoa; Nematoda; Chromadorea; Rhabditida; Trichostrongylidae
Source: the annotation of a GenBank genome assembly